CAAGCCGGAAACGACACAUCGCGCCGCCAGGGCCAUCUAUAGCUCGCAAUGACACUUCCAGUGUCACCCGCCGGCGAAAGGUGGCGGGAGUAUCGACGACGGAACGCUCGCUAGAUGAGUUUCUCGAUCCGACCUUUUUGGCAGUUUUGAAUAGUUCGCAUUUUCGAAGGCAGCCAGAGUUCCUACUCGCGCAAGGCCUAGUAGGAGACCAUCGAAUGCAGCCUUUUAUUGAUUUUGGCAACAAACUUCAGCCGGAAGUGUCGUCAGGAAUAGAGGAUAAGCCUUCUACGGAACCGGACGUGACAUCAGACACGCUGAAAGUGCCGACAGAAAAGCCUGCGUCAGAAAGACCAGAUGUGACAACGGAACCACUAAAACUGACAACAGAGUCACUUCAGGUACUCGCAAACAUACCGGAAACGACGACAGAAUCACCGGAAGUGACGUCGUCAACCCCUGAAGUGACGUCAUCAGCCCUGGAAAUGACGCAGGAACAGACCACCGACGAUAAGAAAGAACGAGGAAGAGGCCAGAGUGCACGUGCACGAUUGCUACUGGAACAGAGAAGACAGUCGGCUAGAACACUAUCUUCUGGUACUCGAAGCACGACUUUGGAGUCAAGGACAGUCGGAGAUGAAAAUUCUGCGAAAAAUCCCGAAGAACAAGAUCCUGAUACUAAUGGUAAACAUGCUUUAGAAGAGUCAGAUAAGCUUCAGCAAACACGCUUUGUUGGCAGAGAACGUUCAAGUCCAAGAGCAAGAACUAGUGAAUCGAAAGAAUCCAAUUCGUCAGUAUUUACAGAAAAUGAGACCGAUGAAGAACGUUCAACAUCAGAAGAGACAGGAACACAUCCAACUAUUUCUAAGUCAAGUACCCACGGAACUUUCAGACAUGAACAUGCAACAACUGUUUCCAACGAUUCUCAAACAACAAAAGAAGCGAGAAACCUGAACAACACGACCAAAUCCUCAACUGAAAGCUCUGAUCUGCAAUCAGACGUCCUCACGCUGGUUCAAACUUCAGAAGGGCAAGUCAACACCCCAUCCACAAACAGGCCACAAAAUUCAACGUCAUUUCAUCAACAAAAUGGCCCACAAAUUAUUUCUACAACAUCUCACAACUCUACAGAUCAUUCCCGUCCAUCAUUCUCGUUACUCCAGCGCAACCGUCUGAGUCUCUACAGAAACCGUUUUCGAAUAAACCGAAAUCGAACUCGCACUGUCGCCUCCACACCAAGUCCUACCCCGUCGGGUGUUCGUAGUGAUCGGCAGGAGGUCGAAAAAGUUCUGGGACUCCUGGGUAGGAUAAGGAACAGGGCAAGGACGCCGCCUGCAUUCCUCAGGCGUGGAAUGAACAACAGGUCUAAAAAGAACGAGGAAGCGUUAGAGGCUGCAACGUCGCCAUUCGGUGAGGAGAGAGCUGAGGCUGGGACAGAGGAAGCUGAAGGUGACACUGAAUCCAAAGAUUCCACGCCAAAGAGUAAGGCUGGUAGUCUCAGUGAACCAGCGCAAAACAAGCUCCAUGAAGAGAGAAAUGAAGAUGAAAUUGCUUCUGCCGAUCGCUCUAAACUCUUCUCUGAGUCUGGGCCAACAACAACCACUCUAUUGACUUCUCGCCAUGAAGAAACCCUGUUAAACACUGGAAAGUCAGUUGGAACGGGCAGCGCACAGGAUGCCGACUCUCGCUCUUCCUCGGAAAGUGAGACAUCGACGGAACCACAAGUUCAGCCCUCCUCAAGCUCCGCACUGAACCGACGGAGACGACCUGAUCACCUUCGCCGAGUACAGUCGUCUGGCAGAGGAAAACCAAAUCUGCUGGCAAAGCGUCUUCGGCAACGUCAAAAUGUCUUCUCUGUCACCGAUGGCGAUAACGUGUCGACUAAAGGUGGGCCGUCUUCUCCUCCGCCACUUCCCGCCGGUUUUCUGCCGACGGUGGCACCUUUCUCCAUCAUUCUUUCCACACUUCCGGUGCCUUUCCGGUCGGGAUUGAUUACAGCACCGCCUCUCCAGAGAAAUUUCACUGUGAGUGUUACCUUCCCGCCUACGAGACGAACGACAGUGCGUGCGCGACUUGGUGUACCACUGCGAAACAGAAAUCGACAAAACAGUGAGCGAACGUCGGUCAGAAAAGCAAAUGAGGCAUCCCGAGCUUCACAAGGAGGCACAUCGGAAGAUAGCCGGAAGUCGUCAGGAAGUCGACCGGAAGUACCGUCUAGGAAAGUACUGGGCACUUCUUUGGCGACGUCAGUAUCGAUCGCAGUGUCACCGCUAGAAUUCAAACUGAGAAAGCGGGUUACAUUGCCUCCGUCCCAAACUUCAGCAGAUCUGGAUUCUAAUGGUAGAAGUGACUUGACUCGGAGUCCAUCUCAAGUGGACUCUGAUGUCACUGAAAUAUCGACGACUGGUGAAUUCGCGCGCAAGGGAAGUGCCAAAGAGCCCAUUACCGAUAUCGUAGACAAAGUGCGGAAUCCAGGAAGGGAAGGUCCCCAAACGGAUCAGUCCUCCCCACAGACUGCCAAAGUGAAUCCAGAUGACUUUAUCAAAACUCAAAUAUUCAGCUCUACAACAGAGCAAAACUUCGACCAGUUCACCUUGUCAGCACCAGAGUUCGGCAGUCUUCCUCCGUGGAAAGGCGAAGCAUCCACUCCUUCCACACAGUGGGAUCAAAGCAUCCACGUGGAAAACAAUCAUAAGAAGUUUAGGGACUCGAACGAUAGAACAUACAAAAACCACCACCAGAACUCAUACAGUGCAGACAACGCUCUGCAGCAGCGAAACGAACACCGAGAGACCCUACACGAAGGUGGUGCAGCAAGUCCAACAUCAUCGUCCUCUGUAUUAUCAUCGUCUACAUCCUAUUCGUCAGCACAUUCCUCCGAAACAACAUCCCCAAGAAACCCCAGUACCCCUGAGCGAUCCCGCCUCCUUCCAGUUCCCGAGCAGGACGCCCCGCUGUUCACAGUCACUGAUCAGAGCACCCAACCUGGCGAACAUGGUGGCAGUUUCCCCCUUCGGGAGGUGCCCCUGGAGGAGGUAGUCCUCCACGAAGUCCUCGUCGAGGAGGUGUCCGAGGAGGAUCUGCAGACAGGUCCGCUGUACCUCGUGUCACUGCUGUUCGUCCUUCCAGUGGUGGCCGUGGCGGCCUGGUACCUGAAGAGGUAUCAUCUGGACAUGACGUCAUCCACCUGGCAGCAGCUGGUGCCGGAGAGACUGAAGUCGAUGCUGGCCCCGGACUCACCCCAUCUGACUCCUCCAGAGCCGUCCAUAGUCUCUGACAACAUCAGCGCCUUCCUUCCGACAGUUCAG
This is a messenger RNA of Amphibalanus amphitrite, 3305 nucleotides long. Its product is annotated as flocculation protein FLO11-like. The record is from RefSeq and is a predicted model, not a curated record. The transcript is spliced from 2 exons. The annotation marks the transcript as partial. NCBI's taxonomy places the organism in Eukaryota, Metazoa, Arthropoda, Thecostraca, Balanomorpha, Balanidae.